AUGCGUGGUUUACCUCUUGGACUAUGUCAAGACGAGUAUCGCACUUGUCAGCAGUUCUGUUAUUUAAUUGAUUCUGCUAGUCCUGUGCUUGGAAUUAAGUUGAUCAACUUGCUGAAAGUGUUCGAGAAUAGUCCUCGUGAAGUCAAAAAUGAUUUGCUGACAUUCUUUCACGUUUGGUCUAAAUAUGAUGGUCUUGUGAAUGCUCGCGAGAAACUCAACGAGUGUCUUACAUUGCUGCCAACAUUAAAGAUUCGGAUGAAUGCUUUUUGGGAUUCAGUAAAUGAAAAGUAUAUCAUUUCGUGUAUUCCGAACGAUCAUCCAGUCAGUGAUGAAAAUAUCGUCAUUGAAAUUCAAGACUGCGACAUUAUUAUCGAUCAUCCAGUCAGUGAUGAAGCUUUAGUCAUUAAAGUCGAAGUUCAUGACUGUGAUAUCAUUGUCGAUGAUUCUCCAAGCGUUUUUGACAUAGUCACUGAAGUCAAACUUAAAGUCGAGGAGAAAGUCAGAAGGACUUAUCAGCAAUCGGAAGCAGAUACAAUCGAGAGCAUUGGAAUGGAUGAACAUCGACCAAUGGAAGAAGCUCCAAACAAAAAGAAAGAGAAGCAUUUCUUGAAAAGAGAUAUGAGUGCAUACAUUAAGGAAAUAUAG
Messenger RNA from Chironomus riparius, 645 nucleotides. The record is from the annotation of a GenBank genome assembly. NCBI's taxonomy places the organism in Eukaryota, Metazoa, Arthropoda, Insecta, Diptera, Chironomidae.